ACUACACCGUCGAUAUUGGAAAGUGUACCUUUUGUACGACUUUCCGAAAGGUGUGGACGCUUCACCGCUCUUUUUAGUUUUACGGCAACUAUGAACGUUAUAUCCGACUCCUUGUUUCUCGCAUCGAAUUUUCACAAUUUGACUGGGUGAAAGAAUAUGUGCUUGACUAUUUUUUCAAAUUACAAGUUGUGUUGUUUAAAGUACAAAAUUAGAAAAUAAUAAAAGCAAGAAUGAAGAAAGUUACGAGUAAUUUAGUGCUGCUACCCAUUAGUUUAUUAAUCUGUAUUUUUGUUGGUAUUAAAUGUCAAGAAAAUGCAAUGAAGAAUUUAUCUCCAUCAUUAAUCGAGUGUUAUGAUGGUGACACAUACAAAAAAUGGAAUUUACUACCACAUAACAUUGAUACGCUCGUUGCCAUCUUGCGAAAAAUAGAGGAUUUUCCUGGGCUAAAUAUGGACUUGCGUAUUUUGUUGUCCACGCUUUUACAUCGUUUUCGGCAAGAUGGUAUUGUCAAGAACCCAAAAGUUAAGGCACAGGUAGGUGUAAUGCCUUACGCGCCACUUGGACAGCAAUUCUUUCGUCAUGCGCAAACUCUUCGCGUCAUCCCCGGAAGUGCUGUCAAUUUCCCGAAUGAUAGUAUCUCGGCACUUGAACGGUGUACCUUACAUUCUAUGCUGUCAAGUAGCAUCGACAUUUUUGAAAGAGGGGAUGAAAGCAGGGUUUGCAAAUUUUCUAAUUAUGGCUACCAAAGAUAUAGUAGAAGUACCAGUCAGCAUAAAGGCGUGAAGAGCGACGUUGAAACACUUUCACCAGAACAAUUAGAAAUACUAAGUAAAACCGAGGGUGGAGUCGAUCCAAAUUUCUUAUAUCCGCCAUUGCCUCCCAAUCACCCAAAUAGCGCACGACUCACAAACUUGCCACCACGUAGUCGUUGUCCCAUAGAGAAUGGCAUCGUCCGAACACCAUACGGUACAAUUUCUGCCGGUUUGGUACUGGCUGGAAUAGCGGCAGGAUUAGAGCCACAGAUGAUAAGAGUAAAUGAUCUAAUAAAACAACGUGACGAUCCACAAGUGCUUAACUCACUGUCGGAAGUAAACUUGGAUAACAAGUUUUUUGGAACAUUGGCUGGUGAUCUAGCCGAAGUAGCUUUAAUUCAAGGCCCGCAGCAGAGUGAUCACUUCAAUCUUGGGGUGGAUGGAAAUUGGAACUCAACCACUCAACCGCGCUAUUAUUUUCUAAAUGCAAAUGAAAACCUGCAGAUGACAGCCGCGGAGCUACGUGGCGGCAUUGACGGCCUCGUCCUCGCGAGUCAAGUGCCCAUUCACUAUUCCAGAUUUGGGAAUCUAAAGUUAUCGCAAAUUUUCGACAUGUACUACAGCAACAAGGGAUUUUUCGAUCCUAAUAACCGCGCCUGCGACAGGCGCACACAUCUACCAAACGUUGCUCCUAUAAAUACACUGACAUCUCAGACAUAUAGUGCAGCCGUCAUUUUGAGUACUGAAAUAGCAAAGGCAACAUUUUUCUUAAAAUCUAUUGAAAAAUUUUCUACGCAAGCUGUAAAAGAUUUUUCAACAUUUAUAACAACAAUGAAUAAUGAUAUGAUUUGCAACAAUACACAUGGAGCUUUGGGAAUGAUCGAUGAACCGGCAGUCGAUUUAACAAUUAUUCUUGAUACAACUUGGCCUUUUGAUGUAAUUCAACAAAUCCUUGGGCAGUUGCUGGAAAAUCUUGAUAUAAGCAAAUAUAAUAGUAAUUUCACGAUCAUAAAUGCCCAUGAUGGGACAAGUAUAAGCAACUCGAGUAAUAGUAUUCUAGAUUUUCACAUCUUCAAUUCGUCAAACUACGAAACAUACGCGAAAGGAUUCGAUUUACCAAGAGCAUUUGAAAGGCUAAGGAGUUUACAAAUAAAGAAGCUUAAUGACGAGCAGCGAUUAGGUUGGGCUGGAGGAAAAUCCGACGUUGUGCUGAUCAUACCUUACCAAAGCAGCAUUUCUCAAAGCGAUAAGGAGUUCUGCUAUGAAGCAUUAAAAAUUAUGAGAGAAGAGGUUCCUGAUUCGGUCAUUCUAUUUCUAACUUAUGGUCCAAAAGAUCGAUGGUCUGAUUUGGUAUUAAAUCCGGACACCGAUGUUAUUUCUAUAAGUGUAAGUGAAAUUGCAGAUUCUUACUCAUCGAUUGAUGCAUUGCCAUCGAGAAUUAAACAAGUUCCGAGGCGUCUUAUAAAUUCACAAUGUGGAGCAAAUUAUGAACAAAUUGGAACAUCGCGACCCAUGAUAAAUGUUAUUGGAUCACGCGGUAUAGCCUACUAUAGGAUCCAUCCAAAUUACUUCUCUAGUGAUGAUACGGAAAAUCUUCCCAAAGUGAAAAUUCAAGGAUUAAAUGGAGCUUCUUUGAAGAUAUGCGUGUCAAGAGAACUUCAAAAUACAAAGGAAAAUGUCCCUACUACUACUUCUACGAGCUGCACUACAAUCACGAGUAAUACUUAUACAUUAUCCAUGACUUGCGAAGGUGCUAGUUACCUACACCAAUGUAAACCGUAUUACAUAUCUAUAAGUUCGAAUUCAACCAACACUGGACCAUAUACUUGUACAGAUACAAAAAUAUGCCGAUAUCCAGACAGCAUAAAGUACACAGUUUCUUAUGAGAAUCUUCAAUGUAAAAGUGGAGCCAGUUCGUUGUCUAUUAUUCCUGUAUUAAUACUAUCGCUCAUCUACUUUUUAUAG
Molecule: messenger RNA, 2717 nt
Organism: Ceratosolen solmsi marchali
Lineage: Eukaryota; Metazoa; Arthropoda; Insecta; Hymenoptera; Agaonidae
Exons: 15
Coding region: 231-2717 (828 amino acids)
Source: RefSeq, a predicted model, not a curated record